GUGGAGUGAUUUCGAAGAGAAAAUCAUAAAUAUACAAUAUAAACGGUGAAAACAAAUCUUAGAUAGCCGUAUCAUUGGCAAUUAUACCAUAUCUUCUUAUGUUUAUAAGUGUACAAGAUGUGUAUAGAAUGGGGAUCGACGUUUAGGAUAACAUUGCUUUGAAUGCAAACAAAUCGACUGUAGGAUUAAAAAAUUGGUGUAGAUGUUUAAGGAUUGUAUUAAAAAAGAUGAAGAGAAGGUCAACCUUGCUGAUCAGAAAAGUCUUAAAACACAAAACGUCAUGGAUUGUGGCCGUGUUUAUAUGCUAUUCAGUGUUGAUGCUAACAAACAAUUUAUACAAAGCCGAAGAUAGAUGGAUUGAAGUAGAAUUAGGUAAAGGAGUUACUAUGGAAAAUAUGAUAAAUGUUUCGAGGCCAGAAACAAUUAAGGACCAUACACUAGGUGCAAUCAUGGAGAGUAGAAAACAUAACCUAGACAAGCAUUGCUACAACAGGAUUGACGUUGGAAGGUCAGAUGAAGACAAUUUCAAGGCACAUAUGCAAUUUGUCCCAGAGGAGAAGAUGGUAUAUUGUGGAAUUGAGAAAGUGGGGUCGACAUUUUGGCGACGUCUUAUUCAGUUACUACAUAAACAUGAAAUUAAAAGUCCGUACUCGAUUAAACCUCGGGAUUGUAUGCAAAAUUACCAAUCUUUCCAAUCCCAGAAGCUUGACAAUUAUCAUGAUAUUUUAAAAGAAAAUUCUAAAUUUUUAUUCGUUCGUGACCCUUACUCAAGAUUAUUAUCCGGGUAUUUGGACAAGAUUUUUUCUCCUAACCCAUAUUAUUGGUAUUUAAUUGGGUCAAAAGGCAAGCUGUGGAGUUUACACGAAAACAGAAAAAACACUGUGGACACGAUGUUACGUUUCCGGAAAUGGUGGAAUAUUUCAUACACACCGAAGAACUAAAUAAAGAUCGAGAUGGACAUUUUUUACCAGCAACGGACCAUUGUCGGCCAUGUUUUGUAAAGUAUGAUUACAUUGGUAAAAUGGAGACAUUUGCAAAUGAUGUUCAUUUCAUUUUGAAAGAAUUCAAUCUUGAAAAUUAUACGUCUGUUUUAAAAGAUUUUAAAACGGACUCUAUUUUAGAUUCGAUAACUGACACUGUUGAAACUUUUCGAGACGUCCGCAGUACGUUUACUAAGUGUUUAGGU
Mytilus trossulus (common blue mussel) is the source of this 1186-nucleotide messenger RNA. RefSeq names its product carbohydrate sulfotransferase 9-like. The record is from RefSeq and is a predicted model, not a curated record. The transcript is spliced from 4 exons. Gene Ontology annotation, molecular function: sulfotransferase activity. Bases 228 to 941 code for a protein of 237 amino acids. NCBI's taxonomy places the organism in Eukaryota, Metazoa, Mollusca, Bivalvia, Mytilida, Mytilidae. Gene Ontology annotation, cellular component: membrane. Gene Ontology annotation, biological process: carbohydrate biosynthetic process.